AUGAUUUUACGAAUACUCAUUUCGAUCUUUGUAUUGUUCUCCCCUUCAAUUUGUUCUUCUGAUGAUUCUUCGGAAACGGUAUCUGUAAAUACGGGUGAAACAGCAACCUUCAUAUGUGAUUUACCCGAACGAUAUUCGAAUAGACGGGCGGAUUUUUAUGGGCCCACGGGACGCUUAUUGGCAACAUCGACCGGUGAAAAUCUUGAUAGCGAUGAUCGUACACGAUUCGUGCUUGAGCAUACAUAUGCUUGGACGUGGAGUCUUAUUUUAUCGGACGUUUCCGACGAUGAUGCAGGAGAAUACACAUGUCGUGUUUCAUCCGCUGAUCGGACAUUGACAAUCAUAAAACGAUUUAAUCUAACCGUUUUGAGUGUUUNAUCUAUAUCGACCGAUAGAAACAAUACGUAUCUCACUGAUGAUCUUACUGAAUUGAAGAGUAAAUAUUCAGAUUAUACUGCAUGGCUUAAAACAUCUAGUGGACAUAGUCGUGGACCUGUCGUGACACAGGCUUUGCUUAAAAACUCGCUCUGUCAAAUGGGUAUCGAUUUAGCUAAAGCCGAACAACUUGUUUCGACAUGUUCAUGGUAUGUGUAUCAAUUUCAAAAGGAUUUAAAAAGCCGCCCCGGACCAAAAGCUCCAUUAGCGCCAUUAGAAAGUAAAACAACGCAUUCAUCUAAGACGAAAACAAGAAAACUUCCGCCAAGAAAAUAUCACGGCGAUGAUUCAUCUUCAACAAUAACUUCAUCGGAUAAAGAUGAUUCUUUCCCACAUAAUGCUCCGACUUCCAUACGUAAUCAUCAUUUCGUUCUACCUGCAAUUCAUGUUUCUGAUCUAUCAACUUCGUCACGUUACCGACAUGUCGAUUUUCACGCUGACCAAACAUCAAGACGUUCACCUAACGUUCCAUCUACUCAUUGGCGCUCAGCACUAAUGAAAACACGAGUGAUCUCGAAACUUCAGCCUAUCUCUCGGAAAUCUUCGAACAAUAGUUCUCCUCUUGAUAUGCAUUCAAAUAGAUCGCAUCGCGGCCUAACUAUCGGUCACACACGUUCCAUUCUUCGUAAGCAAACGAGUUCGUCAUCAUCCGCUGCUUCUACCGAUAUAACUAGUCGAAAAACAGGCAGUCGAAUGUUAACACCAUCAUCGACGAUCAUUGACGAUGUGCCGCUGGGCACUCGUUGUCAACGUUUAUUCGGUGGUAGCGAAUGUUUUGCUCAGAUAAUGAACGAACUUGAACAGCAAACUGACUGUUAA
This is a messenger RNA of Adineta ricciae, 1254 nucleotides long. Lineage: Eukaryota; Metazoa; Rotifera; Eurotatoria; Adinetida; Adinetidae. The record is from the annotation of a GenBank genome assembly.